Messenger RNA from Zophobas morio, 3943 nucleotides. It is a transcript of the gene MEP-1, whose product is annotated as MOG interacting and ectopic P-granules protein 1. Gene Ontology annotation, cellular component: nucleus. The record is from RefSeq and is a predicted model, not a curated record. NCBI's taxonomy places the organism in Eukaryota, Metazoa, Arthropoda, Insecta, Coleoptera, Tenebrionidae. The transcript is spliced from 8 exons. Gene Ontology annotation, biological process: positive regulation of transcription by RNA polymerase II. Bases 407 to 3556 code for a protein of 1049 amino acids.
UUACGUAAUGAAAAAAUUUUAAGACAUCGCGGAACGGAUCGGCUACGUCACUAUUUUCGGUCACGUGACUUACCGUUAGACGCCAUAUUGGCAGUUUAGUGCAGUGCUAGGGGUUAGUGACGUGAGUUUUGUUGUUCGCCAGUGUUUUCCAGUUAAAAGAAAUGGACAUUUAUUAAAGAAGAAUUACGUGUUGGCGAAUUUGUGUGUCGUUUCGUGUUGUUUUCGUGUCGGCACAUUUGAAUAUCGCGGGUUGUCAAAGGAUUUUGUUCGGGUAUUUACGAUUGUCACACACAACAUAUCCAUCCAUUGGCGGCGGUGCAGAUGGUCGGAGUGGUUUCGGUGUGAUGUCCCAUGGACUAUGGCGGGAAUCUGACCGAUGAGGAGCUUCUAUGGUGCAUAGGUGGAUAUGGCAGCAGAAGCUGAAAUGGGCGAAAUCGAGGAAAUGCAUUCCAAAGACGAAGGUAACCAAAUUCUGAACGGGGACAUAUCGGACGUAGAAAAUGGCAACGAAGAUAGCCAAAGCAGUAUCAAGAAAAGCCAAACCACCACCGACAACGAGUCGAUGGACGUAGACGAACAAGUCGAGUCGCCCGCGAACACCAACCGCGAUGACGAAACGAAGAGUGAACGCGGCGACGACGACGACAACACGGAACCGGAGGACGUCGAGUCGGAGAAGGACGACGACGUCGACAGCGUGAAGAGCGGCGACAGCGCGAAGAGCGGCGACAGCGGUUCGAAAGCCAGCGAGAUCGCGAACGGCAGGAAGAGCGCCGACGAGGUGCACGAGAUCAUCGACGACGAAGACGACGACGACGAUGAAGACGAGGGCAGCAUAAAGAACGGCUCGACGAAGAACGACGAGCCGAUCGAGCUGAACGACUCGGGCGAGGGAGAAGGUGACGCCGACGGUGACGUAAUGAUCAUAGACGAACCUAAAGAGAACGGCUCCGUAGAUAAGCGGCGCCCCUCCGACGAGCUCGAAGUGAUAGAGCUGGACACGACGCCGCUGAAGAAGAAGCCCGAGCUGUCGUUGCUGCCGCCGCGGCGGAGCGUCCGCAACUUGAACAAGAGCAAGAGCUACGUGGAGAGCGACAAGGAGGAGCAGGUGGCGCAGUCGAACUCGUCGGAGGAGUCCGACAUCGAGGAGGUGAUGCCGCAGGACCCGCUCGCGAUGAACGACAAGAUCGAGAUGAAGAAGACCAAGUUGAACUCGAACUCGUCGACGAUCGUCGUCAAGGACACGAAGCGGCUGGUGGAGAUCGCGGCGAAGAGUAACAGUAACAACUCCGGUAACAAAAAAGAGCCGACUUUGGUGAUCAUAGAUACGAACUCUAUACUGUCAGGUCGCGGUCCGGUUCCUGUGAGUAAGUCCUCCUCUCCCUCGGUCAGCCAGUCGUAUCCCACGUUGCUCCCGAUGGCCCUCCCCGCCCAAGGUAUGUACCCUCCUAACAUGAGAGCAACCAUCACUCCCAUCCCCAUGAACUCCUCAGCGCCGACGACGCCCCCGCCCCCGCCUCUCACGAAAGCCCCUUCCUCCUCGUCCUGUAUCAACCCCGCGGCGCUGGCGCCGGUGCUGCCCACCCUCACCGACGACAUGUUCGUGGUGGAAGCGCCCUCUUUUAUCGUCCCCUACGUAUACGAGAAGCCGCCAGUGACGGACUUUAAAAACUUCCUGAAGGAAGUCGCCGAGAAGGUUGCGAAGGAGCAGGAGGAGAGGGACGGAAAGGCGGACAACGACGACGAGAAGAUGGAUACGGACGAGAAGGAGAAGGAAGAAGCGAACAAAGAAGACGACUCGAUGGCCGAUCCGUCGAAGAGGUCGUUUUCGUACUUUGACAGUCCGCUAGGGAAGUUUUUUAUCGACAUAGGGUUUAAUUUGGUGCAGGAGUACGUGCAAGCGGACAUGCUGAAACAGCAGAAGAAGAAGAAGGAUAGAGAAGGCGGCCAGAACCCGACGACGAACAAGACGAUCUAUUCGCUGAUGAAGAAUCUCGAGUAUACUAAAGAGAAUAACGAACCGUUCAGGAUGACGAUGAAGAAGUGCGAGUUCUGUAAUUUCAAGACGGAGUCGCUGCUGGUGAUGGCACACCAUUUGGAAACGCCGCACACGAAAAAUUAUGUUUAUAAAUGUAAUUUUUGUACUUAUGAGGCUCGCAGCCCCCACGACAUCCUCUUCCACAUGGAAGCCGAGCACGCCGUUCGCGGCCGCUUGGAACGCGCCCCCUCCUUCCACCAGUGUCCGAACUGUCCGUUCGAGGACAACCAAAAGGGCAAGCUGUCUCGUCACCUCGUCGCCUGCAUGAGAAAGUUCAAGCCGGACAGGAACCUCGACCCGCCCAUAGACUGGGAGCCGCCAGCCAAAAUACCGAGAGUGCCUAAGGCCCGUCAGGGAAUCAACGUCUCCGCAUAUCAGGCGAUGAAGUCGUCGCAGUUGCAGUUCCUCUCGAAGAUGCAGCUCCUGAGCAACAACAACGCCACGUCGAACGCCCUCCACAGGGGCAGGGGAAGGCCGUCGCUGGGCGGGCCGGCCUCGAUGAAGCAGGCGAUGAUCAGGCCCUCGGGAAUGGUCUACAAGCAGACGAUGAGCGGGGGGUCGGUCUUGGUGCCGACGAACUACCAGCUCAGCGGGAAUCAGGUGUACCAGGUGGUGGGUGGACAGGAGUUGGGUGGACGACUAGGUCAUCCUGGUCACAUGGCUUUCGUCCCCAACAUACCUUCCGCCUCUAGCACAGUCACCAUUCAGAACCAAUCAAAGAACAAGUCUGUCCACCAGCCGAGCAUUUCUAUAACUCCACUACCUCGAGCGUCGUCGUCGCCUAACGCGAACAUUCAAUCCAAGCCGGGCGACACGAACUCAAAGAACUCGUUCGUUAUUUGUGAGAUCUGUGAUGGUUACAUUAAAGAUUUAGAACAAUUGAGGAAUCACAUGCAGUGGAUACAUAAAGUGAAGAUUCAUCCGAAGAUGAUCUACAACAGGCCACCUCUUAACUGCCAAAAGUGCCAAUUUAGAUUUUUCACCGAUCAGGGACUGGAGCGACAUUUGCUGGGUUCGCACGGAUUGGUCACGUCUAGUAUGCAGGAUGCGGCGAACAAGAGCAAGGACGCCGGAAGGUGUCCGGUCUGCGGAAGGGUGUAUCAAUGGAAGUUGCUGAACCACGUGGCGCGCGACCACAACAUGACCCUGAAGCCUGCCCAUCUCUCGUACAAGUGCACCGUGUGUACGGCUACAUUCGGCAUGUACAAGCAGUUCGAGAACCACGUGUACUCUGCCCAUAGUGUAGUGGCAAAGCGCGUGAUGGAUAAGAAGAACUCUUCGUCGUCAACAAAUAAAAACGAUCAAAUCAUGAAACCGUUGAAAAUCAACGACGAAAUAACGAUAAUUCCUCAGCCUGCGAAGGCGACUCCGAGCAAAGAAGGGAGUCCAUCGUCAUCAACAGGGUCAACAAACUCGCGCAACAGCAACCCCAGUACUAGUAAAAAUGCUGAUUCCACGACAGUAAGCAAUUCGUCGGCCGAAAACGCAUCGCCUUGUGAUGCGAAGGCUGCGGAUUAAGCGUCUUAGUUAAAUAUUAGUGCUUAUGAUUGUGGUGUGUGGACAGUUAUUUAACAACAAAUUACACGAGCAGGACGUUAAAUCAUUUUAUAAAACAUGGACCAAGCGGUUUCUUGCGAGACAUGCUGUCUGAUAUGUAUUUGCAUUAUAUUCUCUAUUUAUUAUGUAAAAUAUAAAUAAUGAAUUUUCAUAUGGUAUAGGAUAGACCGAAAUUAAGUAAUGUUGCACUUGCAAAGAAGACUAAAGAAUAGGACUAGAUUAUUAUAUACAUGUGUUUCUUUAGUUUUACAUUAUCAGAAUAAAUUUUAAUGUUUGUGACAUAAACUCUCACACGUUGUAUUUAUUUUUAUAUAUCUUUUUGUUGAUUCAUAACUUCUGGAAAUAAAA